AUGCGUUAUUGCAGGGCGAACCGAAGGCAGGCUAGCAAUAUCCGCGGCCCGCACUCUGCGCUGACUGAUUUCCUUGCUUCGAACAAUAUCUCCGCCGCCCAGAUUCGCGAUGAUUACGGCCGACGAGUGGCAGAGGUAGCACGCCAGGCUGCGGAGGAAGAGGAAGAUGCCGAUCUUGACAUGGAAGAGCCGGAGUAUGAGCCUACACCGGAACCGGACUCGCCAGAGGACAAAGCAAAGAAGCGCAAGCGCCAACAAGCCAUUGAGAAGAUCAAGAAAAGCAAGGAAUUCGCCCGCCGCAAAGCUCGACGGACUGGGGAACCUGACGAUGACGACGAUGCUCUAGCUAAUGAGAUGAUGGAUGAAAACCAACGCCCGACUCCAGGACAGCUAGGAAACUGCGAGAUCUGUGGCAAACGGUUCACUGUCACCCCCUACAGCAAGACGGGCCCUAGUGGAGGUCUCCUCUGUGCACAAUGUUCCAAAAAUCAUGUUGGCGGGGACAAGAAGGCUGCACCUAAGAAACGCAGCUCUGGAAUCGGGCGGCGCCAAAACCAAAGCAAUCUGCUGGAUGGGCUGACUUCUCAGGGUACUCAGAGUCUACUGGAGACCUGUAUUAAGAAAGUUGCGGAAAACAUCUCCGACGUGGAAGAGUUCGGCGACUUACCUCCGCCAGUUAUGCAUCGACUCAGUCAGAUUCUGGCCCGAAGACGAGCGAUCACUUCGACGACUUUGGAUCUUUUCCUACGUCCGCAGAACAAGGAGAUCAACAUUUAUGACUGUGCCAAGCUUGAUACCGAUGAUUACCACAAGAUUCUUGCUACCAUGCCUAACCUGACUCGACUCAACUUGCGAUUCGUCACCCCAAUGAAAGAUCGCAUUUUUCAAUACAUGAUGGACCGGGACAUGAAUAUCCAAGACCUGCAUCUUGAUUCACCAAACUUGGUGACAGAUGAAGUUUGGCGUCAGCUCUUCACUCGACUCGGCCCGCGACUUCGAAGCUUGAAGCUUUGGAAUCUCGAUUCCGCCUUUGACGAUGAGACUGUCGAGGUGCUGGGCAAAAACUGCACUCAACUUCAGCGCCUCAAAUUGAAACAUCUCAACAAGAUCGGCGACAAAGCGCUCGAAUCAAUUUCGACAAUGAAGACCCUGCAGCACCUCUCACUACAUGUCAGCCAGGAAACGACUCCGGAGCUUCUUCUACAGAUCGUCACUGAGCUCGGCCCCAAUCUACGGUCCCUUUCCUUGGAGGAAUUCUACUUUGCAGAUGACAGUCUGCUUGAGCUUAUACGGGACAAGUGCCAGCACUUGAAAAAGCUUCGGCUUGCCAUAAAUGCAGAGUUCACAGACAAAGCUCUAGCCAAUCUCUUCCGCGGCUGGUCCAAUCCUCCCUUGUCAUUUGCAGACUUCCACCGCGUACGUGACGUGGACAUGGCAAACCCCGCUGGCCCACCUGAGCCUGUCGGCCUUGCUUCGGACGGCUUCGUUGCAUUGAUGGAGCACUCGGGCGCCAGAAUUGAAAGUCUUAACGUUGCUUCAUGUCGUCACAUCUCAUAUGCAGCAUAUGAAGAAGCCUUUGGCGAGCACAAGCGAUACCCAGAGCUCAAGUAUCUAGACAUUUCAUUCAACGGUAUGGUUGAUGACUACCUGGCACAGUGCAUAUUCCGGUGCUGUCCGGCCUUAACAAGACUGGUUGUCUUUGGGUGCUUCAAGAUCCGUGACAUUAACAUUCCUCGGGGUGUCGCGGUGAUUGGUACAGUCGGUGCCAAACUGACAAUCGACGGGAUCACUCAAAAGGAGCUGGUUUAG
This is a messenger RNA of Penicillium daleae, 1809 nucleotides long. RefSeq lists its product as uncharacterized. The record is from RefSeq and is a predicted model, not a curated record. Gene Ontology annotation, biological process: SCF-dependent proteasomal ubiquitin-dependent protein catabolic process. The transcript has 5 exons. The coding region runs from base 1 to 1809 and encodes 602 amino acids. NCBI's taxonomy places the organism in Eukaryota, Fungi, Ascomycota, Eurotiomycetes, Eurotiales, Aspergillaceae. Gene Ontology annotation, cellular component: SCF ubiquitin ligase complex.